This is a messenger RNA of Anastrepha obliqua, 2730 nucleotides long. RefSeq names its product homeobox protein vnd (gene vnd). Gene Ontology annotation, biological process: cell differentiation; regulation of transcription by RNA polymerase II. Gene Ontology annotation, cellular component: nucleus. The transcript is spliced from 3 exons. The record is from RefSeq and is a predicted model, not a curated record. Bases 1 to 1737 code for a protein of 578 amino acids. NCBI's taxonomy places the organism in Eukaryota, Metazoa, Arthropoda, Insecta, Diptera, Tephritidae. Gene Ontology annotation, molecular function: RNA polymerase II cis-regulatory region sequence-specific DNA binding; DNA-binding transcription factor activity, RNA polymerase II-specific.
AUGGCUAAUUACAAUUCGAAUUGUGGCUACUAUGACGAUUACAUUGGCUAUUACACCAACACAAAUGUCUACCAGCAGGAUUAUUGCAUGCAACCGGAUUAUGAAUACAACAAACACGAUUAUGAUCUCUUCGACGCAAAGGUGCCCUCAUCGCAACGCUCCUCCGGCUUUCACAUAUCGGAUAUACUCAACUUGGAUGGAAGUGAACUGAAGAAUGGCGUUGUGCCUUCACACGCCGCCGCCGCCGCCGCUGCUCAUCACAGCGAAACUGAUAUUAAUCACCACAUACAGCAACAACAUCAGCAGCAAAACUCCAGCCAUCUAACACAUCUUCAUCCGCAGCACCAUCACAACAACAAUAACAACAAUACGAGCAUACACAACAACAAUAACAAUAGUAAUAGUAAUGGUGACGUACAAAGCGCCCAUUUAACUCCGCCAGCCUCGGUGUUAAGUUGCGCGGGUCCCAAUACACUAACAGUACCCAGUGAUGAUCAGAAAACGCAGCAUUCCGCCGGUACCACACCCACCCCAGUAGCUGGUAGCGUAGUAAACGGCAACGAUGGCAACGGUCAGCAAUCUGCAACACAUCAUCCAACUGCAGCGGCAGUGGCGGCGAAUGCCGCUUCUCAAGCCACUGCUCACCUCCUAGCUAGUCACCACAAUGCUGUGGCUGCAGCGGCAGCUGCUGCAGCUGGUCAAUAUUUGCCAAAGAACUUCUCCACUUUCAGUGAUGAAUUGUCGUCGUAUCAUCAGAUGACGCACACAGUGUUGGCGCAUCCGGCGCGUAGCGCUUGGAUUAAGGAAAAUGAGCUUUAUGGCAUACAACAGCCAGCCAGUCCUGACAGCACUUCGCCACACACCUCAGAGGUUUCCUACACCUACAUCGGCUCCAAUUGUCAAACCUCUCCAGCGCUUUCCGCUGACUACAAGACCUACAGCCGGUCCGCCGAAAGCGAUGCGCUCUCCGUCGGCGAUGCUAAUUCGUUGCAUAUGCAAACACAUACCGGCUCAGCUCCUCACCAGCAACUACACACGCUCCAUCAACAACUUAACAAAACCAUGCCAGGCAGUGCCGGUGGCAGCGUUGGUGGUGGCGGCACCGGUGCGGACAACACCAGCGCCGGCGGCUCCUCCUCCAAUCCGCACGACGACACCCUCAUCGAAGACGGCAUCGAAGAAGAGAUCAUGGACGAUGAGAAUGACGAAGAGAAUGGCGGCAAUGGCUCCACCAAUGGGCCCGACGGUAUGCCGAGUAAGAAACGCAAACGGCGCGUACUCUUUACCAAGGCACAGACUUACGAACUGGAACGACGUUUUCGCCAACAGCGCUACCUAUCGGCGCCAGAACGUGAACAUCUCGCCAGCCUAAUACGUUUGACGCCGACGCAAGUGAAGAUCUGGUUCCAGAAUCAUCGCUACAAGACCAAACGUGCACAAAAUGAAAAGGGCGUUUACGAGCACCACCCCGCCAUGCAUCCACAUCACGCGGCCGCUUUACCCUCACCACGCCGCGUAGCGGUGCCAGUUUUGGUGCGUAACGGCAAACCCUGCUUAGCGGAUGGCACAAAGCUACCGCAGGACUGCAUGACACAGCAAAUGCAGAACGCAGCAGCGGCGCAUCAUUUGGUGCUGCACGCGAAUGGCGCAGCGGCGUACCAGCAUGCGGCAGCAGCGGCGGCAGCAGGACUGCACGCAGCGCAUGCGCAUCCACAUCAACGACCCUGGUGGCCCUAAUAUUGUUCAGGUCUAAUGGAUAGGAUGUGGCGAAGUGGCGCUGGAACCAAUGCAGUGUGAAUGGAGACUGAGUGGAGGUGUUGAGAUUUGUUGCAAAAUGUGUGACAGCAACAACAAUAACAUAAGCAUGUUGGGUGAUAAAGCUUGAGCGGUAAACCAUAUUAGCUGGAAUACUAGUUUAUACAUUUUUUUCGACGCAGCUGGUGCUUUUGGUGGCGCUACUCGAAUAUUGGACAAUAAUUUCAGAAGGCCAGAAAAUAAUGGAACAACAAUAAAAAGCAAACGCUAAAUAAAAAGUUUAAAAGAGUAGGAAAUAAAUAUAUGUAUGUAUGUAGCAAAAGUUUUUUCUUGGUGCAAUAAAACUUUGAGAAAAACAAAAUUAAUUGUUAAAGAAAAUUUGAAAAAAUCCACAGAAAUUACGUAAGCGCCAUUUAGCACGGAAAUGUAAAUAUUGAAAAGAUAUGUAAAUAUUAUUGAAAGUAAUUUUCUUAUGCCAGAAAGUUGUCAAUAUCUUCAAUUGAUGUUCUAUUAUUGCAGGGAAAAAGUUGUAAAUAUUUCUACUAACAGAAGACAAGAAAUUUCAAAAUUCUCGAUCUUUUUAAAUGUUUUUCACUUCUCUAAAUCUUUUAAUUUUUUCGUGAGUAAAAAUCACACAGAACUUCACAUCGUCAAACUGUUACUUUUUCUUCCUAACAACGCAACACAAGUCACUCAAAACUUAAGAGAAUAUUUUUAAGAAAAAAGUAUACCAUAAACGUAGUUUAAAAAAUAAAAUUAAGUGAAAUUUAAAUAAAUUCAAAUACAAAGAGCACAGGAAAUUAAAAAUAGAAUAAAAUUUGCAAUAAAAUUACAAAUAAAGUUUUUCCAAAAAAUGUCUUGAAAAUUCCUUAAAAAUUUUCUCAAGUUCUCUCUGCCAUGCAAAACUCUUUUAAAAUUUAAAAGAAUUCGAGAAUCUAAAAGCCCCGAUUUUUUUUUAAUUUCUACCCAAAUUUG